CCUGCUUCGACUCACGACUGGACCUCGAUGGCAAACGAAACGUCUGUAACCUGUUCUGUAACCAAGAUGACAAUUCGACCGUCGUUGCCGAUGUUGUUCACCUUGUGCCCACCAAGGCUCAUUUAAUCAAUAUUCCAGUGAAGUCGAAACCUUCUGUGGACAGCACUCAUCAGCACAGCGUCCGAGUGCUGCAGAACAAGAAAGAGGACGGAACUCUGGUUUACAUGUGCCGAUUUUGCUCUGCCGUCUACAAACACAAAAAGUCCCUAAACAAGCACUGGAAAGACAAACAUUCCGGCGAAAUUGGACCCAACGGCGAGGCCGGCAACGAAGACGAGGAAGAGGAGGAUGAUGAAGGGGAGGGGACGAGCGCGGAUGUGGAAAACUCACCCCCUCCGGAGCGUUCUUUCGAGGCCAGCGAGCCGGCACGAUCUUGCUUGGCCUCAACUCCAGUGGCUAGUAGUAACGCCUUGCCCGUCAAGUUGUCUGCUGUCAGCCCCAUAACGCUUUCCUCCAGCCUGUCCACCGCACCC
Dibothriocephalus latus is the source of this 533-nucleotide messenger RNA. NCBI's taxonomy places the organism in Eukaryota, Metazoa, Platyhelminthes, Cestoda, Diphyllobothriidea, Diphyllobothriidae. The record is from the annotation of a GenBank genome assembly.